Molecule: messenger RNA, 8923 nt
Organism: Alligator mississippiensis (American alligator)
Lineage: Eukaryota; Metazoa; Chordata; Crocodylia; Alligatoridae
Product: G-protein coupled receptor 83
Exons: 7
Coding region: 1185-2429 (414 amino acids)
Biological process (GO): neuropeptide signaling pathway
Cellular component (GO): membrane
Molecular function (GO): neuropeptide Y receptor activity
Source: RefSeq, a predicted model, not a curated record
CGGUGUGUGCACGCGCGGCUUUUCCUCCAUGGGGCUGCAGGCUCUUUUCCAGGGCAGGAGGAGAAACUGAGGCACGAAGUAACUGGCCCAAAGACGCGGUGAAACAACACAGGCACCGCGAGGCAGCGAGCGCAGCUCCCGGCGGGCCGUGGCGGGCCGAGGGAGCCGUGCGCGGAGGAGCCGGCGCGGGUGGUGCUCGGGAGCGGCAGCCCGGCCCUGCGCGGAGCGCGGCGCGGCGCGGCGCGGGCGGCGGGAGAGCCGGGCGCGGGGCGGAGGAUGCUCCGCGCUCUCGCUGCCGGGCUGCGCAGGAGGGGAGAGGGGCUUUGAGCCGUCUAGGAGCCGCAGGUGCAGGGCAAGAGCGCAAGGACUGGCUGUAUCGCUGUCACUACAGGACCAUUUCCCUGGCUCUUCUCAGCAUCCUGAAAUCCACUUGAGGCGCCUGCAUGCACGGCUUGGAGGACUGGGGCUCUCAAUCAUAUGGUGUGCAGAUCAGAUCUGGCCCACGUGGUCUAUUAGAUUCUCCAGAAACUUGGACGUCAUCUUUAAAAAAAAAUAUCAAAAGACUGGAAGCCAAAUUCACAGCUACUGUGGGGAAGAGAAAAUAGAAAAGUAUCCACAAAACGUUCUUUUUCUACAGUGCACAAAUCCUGAAUUCAAAAAGGAUAAUUGUGAGGAUUAGAUGAAGAAAAGAGGUUUCUGAGCGUUUAAGGAUGGCUCUGAAAACUGGCUUUGUAUUUAAGUUCAACAGAAAGGGAGAAAAUGAAAUGAAGAAUGAAAGUAUCAGUAGUGGGGGUUCUCUUAGGAGGAGAAAGGCAGGAUUCUACAUUUGCCUUAGGUACCUAUUAGCUUUUCUUUGCAUCUGUCACCAUGACUGCUGCUGAAUUUUUUUGGCCAUGUGAAAAAGUUGAGAGCCUACAGACCUGCACAAUUCCCCUUCCUCUCUGUGCAGCAGCACUAAAUGACACCCCUAUGCCUUUCUGACUGUACACUUCAAGAAUUGAUUGCACCACAUUGCCUCUUUCUAACUUUGCAUUUUAAAUCAUGGCUUUACUAGUGACGACUGCAUCCCUUCCAGCGUAAAGAGAACACAGAUUUCUGAAGUGAAACAAUUGCUAGACCAUAGCUGACAGUCUCUCCAGCCUUAAACUGUGUCUACGCCUGGACUAACCCAGCUGGAAAUCACCAUGGCUUACCCUUUGCUUCAAUCACUUCCCUACUUUCCCCAAGUCACAGGAAUUUCGGAGGAGUCUGACCAUUACUCUUCCUUGUCUAAGCUCAUGUCAGUCUACCAGGCAACCAACAGGACAGCCUUCAAUUGGACAGACAGCCGGAUUGUUGAGUGGGAGAAGUUUGCUGAGCUGGCCAAGUAUGAACCAGAGUCCCAGAAACCCACAGUGAAGGCUCUCCUGAUUGUGGCGUACUCAGUCAUCAUCAUCAUGUCCCUCUUUGGCAACACGCUGGUCUGCCAUGUGGUGAUCAAAAACAAGAGGAUGCACUCAGCCACCAGCCUCUUCAUUGUCAACCUGGCAGUGUCUGAUAUCAUGAUCACUCUGCUCAACACUCCUUUUACGCUAGUUCGGUUUGUGAAUAGCACCUGGGUCUUUGGAAAGGCCAUGUGUCAUAUCAGCCGCUUUGUGCAGUACUGCUCCCUCCAUGUCUCCACGCUGACACUAACAGCCAUAGCCCUGGACAGACAUCAGGUCAUUCUGAAUCCACUAAAGCAAAGGAUGUCACUAACAAAAGGAGCUCUGAGCAUUUCUGUUAUCUGGCUAAUGGCAACAUGCUUCUCCCUACCCCAUGCUAUCUACCAGAAGCUUUUCCAGUAUCACUACAGGGAAGCUACCAUCAGGAGCUUGUGUCUCCCUGAUUUUCCUGAGCCUGCAGAGCUGGUUUGGAAAUACCUGGACCUUGCUACGUUCCUCCUGCUGUACCUCCUGCCUCUACUUAUCAUCACCAUCACCUACACACGCCUAGCCAAGAAGUUAUGGCUGCGCAAUGCUAUUGGGGACAUCACCACACAGCAGUACAUCACCCACCACAAGAACAAAAAGAAGAGCAUCAAAAUGUUGAUGCUGGUGGUGGUAGUCUUUGCUGUCUGCUGGUUCCCUCUCAACUGCUAUGUGGUGCUUAUCUCCAGCCUAGGCAUCAAGACCAAAAACUCGCUCUAUUUUACUCUGCAUUGGUUUGCCAUGAGCAGCACCUGCUACAACCCCUUCAUUUACUGCUGGCUGAAUGAGAGCUUCCGUUCAGAGCUCAAGUCCUUACUCUGUAUGAGCCAGAAAAUGCCACGGACACAGGACAAUGUGCUGCCAGCUGUGAUCUUGCCCUAUCGGGAGGCCUGGAUAGAGCAAGCCAGGUACAAGCAGGGACCUUCCUCACAGAGCAUUCGCUCCACCAUAAAUGUGCAGACAGUCAACACAGAUUUGUGAGCUGGAGUGUCAAGGUGAGUUGGCUGGAUUUGGUAGCAAAGGUCAUUUUCUGUAAUACAUUGUCAGAGUCAUCAGGGUGCUCUAUAGGAUUUGGUCUGGAAUAGCAUUUUUACAUGGCAUUUCAGUGCCACCAAAAAUGCAUUUGCUGGGCACAGGGAACUGAAUUUACCAUUCUAGCUUUUAUUUAUUUAUUUCUAUAUCACAUUAGUGCCCGAAGAACCCAUUUUGCAAAGCAGAAAUACAUCUUGAAGAAAAGCCUCCUGGCUCAAUCUCUAAAUAAAAUAUUAUGAAAAUGUGGGGAGUCACACAGGGGUACAGACUGGUUCAGUGUCCUUGGUCCUAGAACAGUGUGGUGCUGGAACUGGGAACAGAAUCCAGGUCUCCUGGUUCUUAUUCCUAGUCCUGUCUGGGUUAUGAUCCUAUAACUAACCUUGAAUAUUCAUACAGUAUCAUAGAUAUUGGUGGCAACAAUACUGUCAAAUUAAAGGGAUAUUUAAUGUAUUUUGUAAAUCAAAAUAAAUGGGUGUCAGACUAAGUGACCCCGAGGUCUCUUCCAACCCUAGGGGGGUGUGUAGAUGAAACAAGGGACACGUGUGCACAACACUUUAAAGCGGGUUAAAUGCUUUUGCGCCACUUUAAUGGUGUUGGUGUUUGCAUGUGUUGGCGGCAUAUUGUGCAUUAAUUCAAGCCACUGUAGCACAUUCGGUGGCAUAAUGCACCUUAAAUGACUUUGAGGUGCAGCAAAUUAAUAAACCUCCAAGGAGUUUUAGUUUGCUGCUCUACAGGCACAGAGCAAAGCACUAUGCUCUGUGUGGCUCAGGGGCUGUGCAAGCAACCUGUGCAGGCAGCAGCUUGGGAAGGCAGGCUCCACCAAAGGAAAAAAAAAAAAGAAAAAAAGGUGGCCAGCCUGAUCCCCACCCCUGGAGCCUGCCUGCCUGAGCUCACAGGGACCUGGUCCUUCCCUCUGUGGCUGUGGUGCUCCCUGGGACCGCCCAAGCUAGGGACCGCCGGGGCGGGGGCCACUACUGUCAUGGAGGGAAGCACGAGCCCCUGCCCAGCCCCUCCCCAGCUCAGGGACCGCUCCGUCUGCCGGCAGCUCGCCUCUCCUCCCCACUGCCAGAGAGGCAGGUAAGACACGGGUGUACACGACAUGGGGGUUUACUUCACCCUAAAUUGAAGCUGUGUUUUCAAAAACCCACCGCUUCAGUUUAGGGUCCCCAUAUCAUCUAUGCCCUAAGAUUCUAUAUUUAUGGUGAUAAUUUUACCCGUUAUUGAGAUUCAGCCACCUCCAGAAUGAAACCCAGUAAGCUAACUGCAUCUUUGCUCAACAUUUUAGGUCAGGAAGUGAUUAGAGAUGAUAUCCACUGUAGCAAAACUGUAGGUAACCAGGAUAUGUUACCCACGUUGGAAUUUUACCAAAAUACUGUUUCACCAGUGAGCUCAGGGCAGGUUGAGGACACCUGAGUACCUCUAGCACUGAGUUGCUCUCUGAUAAGGAUGCACAGUUACAAUGAAAGGAAGAAUUAGCCCUGCAAUUAGAAAUCUGUUAACAAUUUUGUUUGAUGAUGCAUGAGCUAGCAAAGAACCCAGGUUACUCUCCCAGAGGAAUGUUUGUCCCCUGGGGGGCUAAAAGGAGUAAAAAACAGAUAAAACAGACAUGGGACAGGAAAGUUAUCUGAUUUAUCUCAGAGUACAUGCAGACACAGGGAGCAGACCCCUGGAGUGAGGAGGUUCCAUUGCACAGCAGCUUUUCAGCAGAGAACUGGAAUUUGAAAUUAGGUUCUAAUUUCAUUUAUUCUUUCAGGAUUUAUAAUAACAACAUUAAUUCAACAAUGGAAUUCACACUGGCAGUAAACUAAUGGCCCUCUAUUGAUACAAAACCCAAUGCCUUUAUGUCUUCUAUUUUUCUCCUCAAGAGAAAAAUAGAGGACAUAAAGGUGUCUGGGUUUUAUAUCAAUAGAGGACAGAGGACAACCAGACCGUCCUCUAUGAUGGCCACCCUAUGGUACUCAUUAACUGACAAUUAUUUCACGCAACAGAGUUACAGAUUGUUAUCUAAUAGUUUAUUUUAAGCAACUGCACUUACAGGAGCUUGGUAACAUGAAGGAUUUUUACUUACCAAAAAAAAGGUGCUGGAUUAUUCUGGCUAUGCUUAGGAAAUUCCAUUUGACAUAAGCGCCAUACAGAGAGGAAAACAAAAGGAAAUAAACUAUACAGAAUUGGCGAGAGGGAGAGAGCAUGACAGGGAUAUAAAAAUGAAAAUAAGAGGCACUGUACUGAGUCAGACCAAUGAUCCAUCUAGCUUGGGAUCCUGUCUCUGACAGUGGAAGAAGUGGAUACUAUAGAGGAAGAGCACUGAAAUGGGUAUCUCUAGAGUGAUCUAUCCCCUAAGUCAAUGCUUGCCCUGGCAUCCACUGUUAUGGGUUUAAAGAUGCCAGAGGAAAAACCUCCAACAAAAAAAAAAUAAGAAUAAGAGGAGACAAAAAGAACAAAAACAUUUUUGUCAUUCGUAUGCUUAAAAGGCACGUCUACAUGUACAUUAAUGCACCUUUGCUACUGCACAUUAAGUUUAGUACCUCUUAUAUGAGAUUCUUCUGUGAUGCUUACUGUGCAGUAGACUAAUUCUAUUGCACAUUAGCACAGUUUUUCCUGUGACAUGCUAAUGUGCAUUAAAAUAGGCUACUACACAGUAUGGCAUCUCAUGUAAAUGUGCCUGUGAAAGGAAGGGAGGGGGGCGAGAGAAAAGCCCUGGGAAACUUGAACAGGGAAUACUCACCCCAGGAGCAGAAGGAAGCUCAACCAAAACAGGGAGCACACUGCCAUGUUUCCACGGCAUGUGCUCCAUGCCGAUGGGUGGUGAGAUCAUGCCAAGAGGUAUUUCCAGCCCUGGAGAGGGGCAGUCAGUGGAGGACCUUGGCAGGUAGAUGAGGAAGACACCAGAGGGGAGGAAAAGCGGGACAAGAGCCUGGCUCAAUUUGCCUGGGCCAAUUAUUGGAUGCAGCUUCAAGGCGCCCAUCUCAAUUGUUGUGACCCAAAAGCCAGAGAGCUGUCUGUUUUCUUUUCUUUUCUGUUUGGAUUCAUGGAUAUGCCCCUAAAGGACCUUUUGCAGCUUUUGGUUUGCUCAGGGAGCCUGUGAGGCUCUGACCCCAUGACUGAUGGAUUGAUAUUUAAUCCAUGGACUGAUAUUUAAACUGAUAUCCUGAAGGGAGCAAUACAGAUGGUUGACUCAUGACUGACCCAUACAUGACUGAUGGACUGAUUAUUUAAUGAUAUCCUGAAGGGAGCAAUAUAGAUGGUUCGCCCCAGAGGGUCUGUGAUGAAUCGAGUCAGGGUCAUCCAUCUCAGACUUGAUGGGGACUCAUCAGAAUUGAUAGACGUAUGAGCUGAGGAAUCAUUUAAUUGAAAAGGGCCUUAUAAAACCUAAAUGACUAUAUGUGAACUCCUAGGUGUUUGUUCGGUAAUCCUUUGUCUGACCGUCAGCCGCAUAAGGGGCUGCAGGAUCCUGAGCCUAUCGUGUGUCACCUGGAAGUGGAAAGGGUAGGGUGCAAGGUGAGGCAGAGCCCCAUAAAAAAGCCCUCCAGGGAGACCCAGCAAAACCGUCACCAACCCUACAUCCAGCUCCCAGUAGUUGAACUAUACAUAAAGACAUGGCAGGAAAGAGAAGAACAUUGGAAGUUGGUGGUGACAAUACUAUCUGGUUUUCCCCAAUGGUUUACUCAAGUAAGGCAUUGGGCAGGCAGGGUCCAUGACCUUACAGCACCCAUCCCCAACAGCACCCACUGGAAGCAUUCUGGUUCAAGAAGUAUAGCACUGUGUUGGGAUUUAGAAAGCCCAGAUUCUGGGCUCUGCUAGCCCUGCUAGCUGAGCUGGGCUUUGAGCACAUGACCUCCCUUCUUUAGGCCCAGAUUUCUCAGUCUGCCUUUAAUCUUGUCUAUUUAGAUCAGACAUUUUUAAGGCCAGUUGUCCCCACUGCCUUUCACAAGGAGACCCUUAUCUUAUGUGGGUUCUCCAGUCGGUAGUAUAAUAUUAGUGGUCAUGUCUGAUAAUUGAAGUAAUAAUGAACAAAAACAACUCAUUUCAAUGAAAGCCACUCUGGAGAUAAUAUUUUUGAUCUGAUGCUGUAUAUAAUAAUGGUUACACACAAACCUUGGAACAGAAAACCUAUAGCAAUUAAUGCCUGCUCCUGAGACUUGGGUGAAAACAAUGUAUGAGAAUUUUUUUUCUUUUGCAUCAGUACCAAUGAACUAAGAAUUGUUCCAAGAAAUACUAGAAAACAAAAAGAAAGUAGUGAGGUUUAAUUUGAUGAUAUCUUUUACUGGAUCAACUGUACAAUUGAGAGGGAUGUUAGACAAGGUUUCAGGUGCAAAGUACCCUUCCAUGAGUCUGCUCAGGUCUGCAAGAAAUGCUAAAGCACUUUGUCACGGCGGAGUCCUGCAGGAGGGCCGUGAUCUCGAGGCCCCUUCCUCUGUGCCAAGUCGGCCCAAGGGCACCCUCAGAUUCUCGCCCGCCACGUCUUUGAUGUUUAGGUAAAGUUGGGAGGCUGCCUCACGUCUCCAUGGGCACGGUUAGCUGGGACCUCUGUCCCCGUGUUUUCCCGGACCCACUGGGGGUCUCCCUGUAUGAUGGGUGCUUCCCAGGCACCCUAGCCUUAUGGGCUACGCGUGGCUCCAACCACCCGAUACCACGCCCCAAGCCUCGCAGAUGGGAUAUACGUUGGUCUGUCUCUCUGUCUAUAUGUGUGCCCGUCUCCUGGGCUCUCUGAGCCCCCCUCAGGGCCUUCUCUGUGAUGUCACCCCUCUCUAGGGCCUCCUGUGUACACCUGCCCACUCUCUUGGGCCUCCUCUGUCGUGCUGCCCCCCUCUUGGGCUCUCCGAGCCCACUCAGGGGCUCCCUGUAAUGUCACCCCUCUCUGGGGCCUUCCCUGUAAUGUCACCCCCUUUCCUGGGGACUUCUGCGCCCCCUCUGGGACGUCUCAUCAAGCCACCUGUCUCUCAGGCCCAACCGCACUGCUACCCCCACUCUCCAGGGCUCACCGCACCACUACCCCCUCUCUCUCAAGGUUCACCGCAGUACACCGCCCUUCUCCGGGGUUUUCUGCAGCACUAGGCCUUCCUCAGGGCUCACCGCGCCCACCCUGGGGCUUUCUAAUAAUACUGCCCCCUCUCUGGGGCUUGCUGUGCCCACGCUGGGCUUCCUAAUAAUACUGCACCCUCACUGGCACCGAGGUUCCCACACCGCUGGGGGUUCCCCCUGAGUAUGCUGUGCCUGCUCUGGCACUGGGGUCCUCACCCUUCAUUGCGAGUCCCCAAUGAGUACACUGCACCCUCCUCAGACACUGGGGCCCCCACCCCUCUGGGGGUCCCUAUGAGGCCUCCUCCAACCCCUUAUAGCCUCACCCUAUAAACAAAACAAAACACAAGCCCCUAGGCUGCAACAUAACUAUAAGCCGCCUGGCUAUAACCACAUUGCUCCCACAUCUUAGAGCUGCCUCCUGUUAUCUGGCUCAGGCAGUACCUGCAGUUCUCACUACUUCUCGCAUCCCUACUCCAGGAGCUCCUGCCUCUCUGGCUGCUGGCAGGGAACCACCAGCCUGGCCUCAGCUCUGGGCUUUAUAAGGGCCAGGCCUUGCCCCUUACCGCCAGCUAACCGCUGUCAGGUGUGGGUCAUUCGCUGCCUCCAGUUGCCCUGGCAACCUGCAGCUGCGCUCGUUAUGUCCUGCCAGGGUUCUCUCUCCCUGGCAGUUUCCACUCUCUAGGAGCAGGGCACCUCUGUGCUCUGCGGCACACCUGAAAACUAUUUUUGAGAGAUUUUCUAAGUGAGUUGAACACAACAGAGAAAGAAAAUAACCUGCAGUAGACUAAAGGUCUCACAGCAUGUUCCUGGGAAAUAUUAAUUCAUUUCUGCUAACUGCUGGUAAAUAUGAUUUCAAGCACUUAUCCACGGAGGGGACAAUGAAAUGCAUUAAGCUGGAUACAUUCCCUGGAAAUCAUUCCAUUUUAUCUGAUCUGCCUGGGAGCCAUGUAACGGAGAUUCUGUUGUGCUAGGUAAAAAAAAAAACCUAAGUCAGUUUGAAUGACUACCAGAAAGGAAGGAGUAUGACCCAGUAAAUAGACAGGGAACCUGACCAGGAAGUGAGACACUCACGUGCUAAUCCCAGUUUGGUCCCAGGUGUUUCAUGGCCUUGGACAAGUCACACCCUCUCUGAUCCUCAAUUCCAGCAUUUGCAAGAGAAGAAUUAUUGACCUAUUCAUCCACAUCGUGGAUGAAUAUUUUUUAGUUUUACAAAGUGAAAAGUGCAGCAUGUUAUAUCCUUAACAAAAUUACAUACAGAGUCCCUCCUGCAAGUACCACGGAGCAUUUUAUGCUGAAACUGAUUAUUAAUUGCAUUCUAGCAUCCUCUGCAAGAUGCCCAAAAUGUUUUAAAUAGUCCCAGCUAAUGGCAACCAAAUAGCUGCUUUGAGAUGAAUCACUUAUAAUUAAAGAAAUAUUUUUGC